AUGGUCUGGAAAACCAUAACAUAUAAUCGCACUUAUAUUCGUAGGUUUGGAAUCGGGUCUAUUGAGCUAUGUAUGAGUUCAUCCGGCCUGAGCCACCGCCAUGCUGGCGAUUCAGUGCCACUUUUGUUGAUUUCUUUCAGCUCGACCUCCAUGAAAUUUAACACCGAACAAUCCUCAGGUUUUCCAGGAUUUACUAUCUUGCGCCGGCAUCAAUCGUUUCUUGCUUCCCUUUCUUUCUCAGUAGAAACAGAAGCCGCUCCACCACCAUCACAUUAUACACCGCGAUCGCCACCACCAUCGCAUUUCAUCACUGGUGCACCUUGCUCUAGUCAAUCCCUUAUCAUAAAAAUCGUUUUCCCUUAUUUUUUCUGUUGUGAACUGCUACGUACCUGCGACGUUACUUCACUACCGGAAUCACUUGCCCAGAUGCAGCAGAGAAAUUCUGGCAACCGGCGUCCAUCGGGAACAGAUGGCUCUGAUUUCUCAUACAGAAUGGUUGUGGACAACAGAUAUACAAAGGUAGCCAAGGGGAAAUCCACACUCUCCAAAGUUCUUGUGAUUCAGGCAGUGGUAGUGCUGCUAGGAGUAGUUGACAUCCUUUUCUCUCUGUUAAACAAGGAGCCUCUUGAAAUAUUAGCUGCUGCAUCCAUUUCUAUAACUUCCAUUUCAAUUAUAAUUGGAGAAUUGGGUCGAAAGCGUAGCAGAGUGAGUUUUUUAAAAUUCUAUAUGGUGGCAUCAUCUGUAGGAGUAGUUGGAUCAAUUGCUUCAGGUAUCGAACUGAAGGCAAGCACACCUCUUCUUGGUCUGAGUAACUGGGAAACAGAUAAGUUUGAUGUAUUGAAGAUUGCUUGUGUUUGUGUUGGACUGUUUGUGCAAAUAUUUUCUAUCAGUAAAACAACAUCUCUGAUUGGGAAUAUGUCUCCUCCAAAACGAGCUUCUUGAUGCAAAUCGUCAUCUCUCCCUCUUACUAGAGAAUCAUUUUUCUUAUUGCGUUUGUAUUGUUCUUUAUUACUCCUGGAUUGUAAUCCUGAUGAGAAUCAUGAAAAUGGAUUGUGUAUGUUUUUUCUUGUGAGGUAUAGUAUGAUUUUGACAUUUGGUGAGGCCUGAAUAAUUAUUAAUGAAAAACCCUCAAGCACUAGUCUUUAUCUUAGCAGCUUGUAGUUAGAGUAAUGUGCAAGUUAAUUAGAUGAACAGUAGUGAUCUCUACUACUUUUAAGAUCAGA
Lactuca saligna is the source of this 1223-nucleotide messenger RNA. NCBI's taxonomy places the organism in Eukaryota, Viridiplantae, Streptophyta, Magnoliopsida, Asterales, Asteraceae. The record is from the annotation of a GenBank genome assembly.